AUGACGUCCAUCCAUUUCGUCGUUCACCCGCUGCCGGGCACCGAGGACCAGCUCAAUGACAGGUUACGAGAAGUGUCAGAGAAACUGAACAAGUAUAAUUUAAACAGUCACCCUCCAUUGAAUGUAUUGGAACAGGCUACUAUUAAACAAUGUGUGGUAGGACCAAAUCAUGCUGCAUUUCUUCUUGAGGAUGGUAGAGUCUGCAGGAUUGGUUUUUCAGUGCAGCCAGACAGAUUGGAAUUGGGUAAACCUGAUAAUAAUGAUGGUUCAAAGUUGAGCAGUGGCUCAGGGGCAGGAAGGACAUCCAGGCCAGGCAGGACUAGUGACUCCCCAUGGUUUCUGUCUGGUUCUGAAACUCUGGGCAGACUGGCAGGCAACACCCUUGGAAGUCGCUGGAGUUCAGGAGUGGGUGGAAGUGGAGGAGGCUCUUCUGGUAGGUCAUCUGCUGGAGCUCGAGACUCUCGACGACAGACCAGAGUUAUUCGUACAGGACGAGAUCGAGGGUCUGGCUUAUUGGGCAGUCAGCCCCAGCCAGUUAUUCCUGCAUCUGUCAUUCCAGAAGAACUCAUUUCACAGGCCCAAGUUGUUUUACAGGGGAAAUCUAGAAGUGUUAUUAUUCGGGAACUCCAGCGAACAAAUCUUGAUGUAAACCUUGCUGUAAAUAAUUUGCUUAGCCGUGAUGAUGAAGAUGGAGAUGAUGGGGAUGAUACUGCAAGUGAAUCAUAUUUACCUGGAGAGGAUCUUAUGUCUCUUCUUGAUGCUGAUAUUCAUUCUGCACACCCAAGUGUCAUUAUUGAUGCUGAUGCUAUGUUUUCAGAAGACAUUAGCUACUUUGGCUAUCCUUCUUUUCGUCGUUCAUCACUUUCCAGGCUAGGCUCAUCUCGAGAGAGAGACUCUGAGCUGUUGCGUGAACGUGAAUCCGUUUUACGUUUGCGUGAGCGAAGGUGGCUUGAUGGAGCCUCAUUUGAUAAUGAAAGGGGCUCUACAAGCAAGGAAGGCGAACCAAACUUGGAUAAGAAGAAUACACCUGUGCAAAGCCCAGUAUCACUAGGAGAAGAUUUGCAGUGGUGGCCAGAUAAGGAUGGAACAAAAUUUACAUCUAUUGGAGCUCUGUAUUCUGAGCUUUUGGCAGUUAGCAAUAAAGGGGAGCUCUAUCAGUGGAAAUGGAGUGAAUCAGAGCCUUAUAGGAAUGCACAGAAUCCUUCAUUACAUCAUCCACGAGCAACGUUUUUGGGGUUAACCAAUGAAAAGAUAGUCCUCCUUUCUGCAAAUAGUAUCAGAGCAACUGUAGCUACGGACAAUAACAAGGUUGCCACAUGGGUGGAUGAAACUUUAAGUUCUGUUGCCUCUAAACUAGAGCAUACUGCACAAACUUACUCAGAGCUUCAGGGAGAACGGAUAGUUUCAUUACACUGUUGUGCUCUAUACACCUGUGCUCAACUGGAGAAUAAUCUGUAUUGGUGGGGUGUGGUCCCUUUUAGUCAGAGGAAGAAGAUGUUAGAAAAGGCAAGGGCAAAAAAUAAGAAGCCCAAAUCUAGUGCUGGCAUCUCCUCCAUGCCUAAUAUCACAGUUGGCACCCAGGUAUGCUUAAGAAAUAAUCCUCUUUAUCAUGCUGGAGCAGUUGCUUUUUCAAUUAGUGCUGGAAUUCCUAAAGUUGGUGUAUUAAUGGAGUCAGUUUGGAAUAUGAAUGACAGCUGUAGAUUUCAACUUCGCUCACCUGAAAGUUUGAAAAAUAUGGAGAAAGCUAGCAAAACCACUGAAGCUAAACCUGAAAGUAAACAGGAGCCUGUGAAAACUGAAAUGGGUCCCCCACCUUCACCAGCUUCCACAUGUAGUGAUGCUUCUUCAAUUGCAAGCAGUGCAUCAAUGCCAUAUAAACGACGACGGUCUACUCCAGCUCCAAAAGAAGAGGAGAAGGUGAAUGAAGAACAAUGGUCUCUUAGGGAGGUGGUGUUCGUAGAAGAUGUGAAGAAUGUUCCUGUUGGCAAGGUACUAAAAGUAGAUGGUGCAUAUGUUGCUGUGAAAUUUCCAGGCAAUUCCAGUAAUACAAAUUGUCAGAGCAGUUCUAGUUCAGAUCCUGAUCCAUCUUCUCUUCUUCAAGAUUGCAGACUUCUUAGAAUUGAUGAAUUACAGGUGGUCAAAACUGGUGGUACACCCAAGGUUCCUGACUGUUUCCAAAGGACCCCUAAGAAGCUUUGUAUUCCUGAAAAAACAGAAAUUUUAGCAGUGAAUGUGGAUUCAAAAGGUGUGCAUGCUGUUUUGAAGACUGGGAAUUGGGUGCGAUACUGUAUCUUUGACCUUGCUACAGGAAAAGCAGAACAGGAAAACAAUUUUCCUACUAGCAGUAUUGCCUUCCUUGGUCAGAAUGAGAGGAAUGUUGCUAUUUUUACAGCUGGACAGGAAUCACCUAUUAUUCUUAGAGACGGAAAUGGUACGAUCUAUCCUAUGGCAAAAGAUUGUAUGGGAGGAAUAAGAGAUCCUGAUUGGCUUGAUCUUCCACCUAUCAGUAGUCUUGGAAUGGGGGUACAUUCUUUAACAAAUCUUCCGGCUAAUUCAACCAUCAAAAAGAAAGCUGCUAUUAUCAUCAUGGCUGUAGAGCGUGUUUAUUAUGUUUGUAGCAUUUCUUCAGAUACAGGAUUUAAUGAUGUAAUGGGAUAUAGGGCUUUGUUGCGUGCUACUUUACUUAGUGCUCGCCAGGGAAUGAUGUCUGCUCGAGGUGACUUCUUAAAUUAUGCCCUUUCCUUAAUGCGGUCUCAUAAUGAUGAACAUUCUGAUGUCCUUCCUGUUUUGGAUGUUUGCUCACUAAAACACGUUGCAUAUGUUUUUCAAGCCCUUAUUUAUUGGAUUAAAGCAAUGAACCAACAGACAACCUUGGAUACACCUCAACUAGAACGCAAAAGGACCCGUGAGCUCUUAGAACUGGGCAUCGACAAUGAAGAUUCAGAACAUGAAAAUGACGACGAUACCAAUCAAAGUGCCACAUUGAAUGAUAAAGAUGAUGAUACGCUCACUGCAGAAACGGGACAGAAUCAUCCAUUUUUCCGACGAUCAGAUUCCAUGACAUUCCUUGGGUGUAUACCUCCAAAUCCUUUUGAAGUACCUUUGGCUGAAGCCAUCCCUUUGGCUGAUCAGCCACAUCUACUACAGCCAAAUGCUAGAAAAGAGGAUCUUUUUGGCCGUCCGAGUCAGGGUCUCUAUUCAUCAUCUGCCAGUAGUGGGAAAUGCUUUAUGGAAGUUACAGUGGAUAGGAACUGCCUUGAGGUUCUUCCAACUAAAAUGUCUUAUGCUGCCAACCUGAAAAAUGUAAUGAACAUGCAAAAUCGGCAAAAGAAAGAAGGGGAGGAACAAAAUUUGCUGACAGAAGAAUCUGAAAGUUCAAAACCAGGGCCAUCUGCUCAUGACCUUGCAGCACAAUUGAAAAGUAGUUUGUUGGCUGAAAUAGGGUUGACUGAAAGUGAAGGGCCUCCUCUAACAUCAUUCAGGCCUCAAUGCAGUUUCAUGGGAAUGGUUAUCUCUCAUGAUAUGUUGCUGGGACGCUGGCGCCUUUCUUUAGAGUUAUUUGGCAGAGUGUUCAUGGAAGAUGUUGGUGCAGAACCUGGAUCAAUCCUUACUGAAUUGGGUGGUUUUGAAGUAAAAGAAUCAAAAUUCCGUAGAGAGAUGGAAAAACUGAGAAAUCAGCAGUCAAGAGAUUUAACAUUAGAGGUUGAUAGAGAUCGUGAUCUUCUAAUUCAGCAAACAAUGAGGCAGCUUAACAAUCAUUUUGGUCGCAGAUGUGCUACUACUCCCAUGGCUGUACAUAGAGUAAAAGUUACAUUUAAAGAUGAACCAGGAGAGGGCAGUGGUGUGGCACGAAGUUUCUAUACUGCUAUUGCACAAGCUUUUUUGUCAAAUGAAAAACUGCCAAAUCUAGAUUGUAUUCAGAAUGCCAACAAAGGUACACAUACAAGUUUGAUGCAAAGAUUAAGGAAUAGAGGGGAGAGAGAUCGGGAAAGAGAACGAGAAAGGGAAAUGCGGAGGAGUAGUGGUUUGCGAGCAGGUUCUAGAAGAGAUCGAGACAGGGAUUUUAGGAGACAACUUUCCAUUGACACAAGGCCUUUCAGGCCAGCAUCUGAAGGAAAUCCUAGUGAUGACCCUGAUCCUCUUCCAGCACAUCGUCAGGCACUUGGCGAGAGGCUUUAUCCCCGGGUUCAAGCAAUGCAACCAGCAUUUGCAAGUAAAAUCACAGGUAUGCUAUUGGAAUUAUCCCCUGCUCAGCUGCUGCUCCUACUAGCAAGCGAAGAUUCUUUGAGAGCAAGAGUAGAUGAGGCCAUGGAACUAAUUAUUGCACAUGGAAGGGAAAAUGGAGCUGAUAGUAUCUUGGACCUUGGAUUGUUAGACUCUUCAGAAAAGGUGCAGGAAAACCGAAAACGACAUGGCUCCAGUAGAAGUGUGGUAGAUAUGGAAUUAGAUGAUACAGAUGAUGGUGAUGAUAAUGCUCCAUUGUUUUACCAGCCUGGAAAAAGAGGUUUUUAUACUCCAAGACCUGGCAAAAACACAGAAGCAAGGUUAAAUUGUUUCAGAAAUAUUGGCAGAAUCCUUGGACUCUGCUUGCUACAGAAUGAACUGUGUCCUAUCACAUUGAAUAGGCAUGUAAUUAAAGUAUUGCUUGGUAGAAAAGUUAAUUGGCACGAUUUUGCAUUUUUUGAUCCUGUUAUGUAUGAGAGUUUGCGGCAACUUAUCCUCGCCUCACAGAGUACAGAUGCCGAUGCUGUUUUCGCAGCAAUGGAUUUGGCAUUUGCAAUAGACCUGUGCAAAGAAGAGGGUGGAGGACAGGUUGAACUAAUUCCUAAUGGUGUAAAUAUACCCGUCACCCCUCAGAAUGUAUAUGAGUAUGUACGGAAAUAUGCUGAACACAGAAUGUUGGUAGUUGCUGAACAGCCUCUACAUGCAAUGAGGAAAGGCCUGUUGGAUGUCCUUCCAAAGAAUUCAUUAGAAGAUUUAACAGCAGAAGAUUUCAGACUUUUGGUAAAUGGUUGUGGUGAAGUAAAUGUGCAAAUGUUGAUCAGCUUCACUUCUUUCAAUGAUGAAUCAGGAGAAAAUGCUGAGAAGCUCUUGCAGUUCAAGCGGUGGUUUUGGUCAAUAGUGGAGAAGAUGAGUAUGACAGAACGGCAAGAUCUUGUUUACUUUUGGACAUCAAGCCCAUCAUUGCCUGCCAGUGAAGAGGGAUUUCAGCCUAUGCCAUCAAUAACAAUAAGACCACCAGACGACCAACACCUUCCUACAGCAAACACUUGCAUAUCUCGACUUUACGUCCCACUUUAUUCCUCUAAACAGAUUCUAAAACAGAAAUUGUUACUCGCCAUUAAGACCAAGAAUUUUGGUUUUGUGUAGAGUAUAAAAAGUGUGUAUUGCUGUGUAAUAUUACUAGCUAAGUUUUGUAGAUUUUUCCAUUUGUCUAUAAAAGUUUAUGAAAGUUAAUGCUGUCAUGCCCCUGGUGGUACUUUAAUGAUUAAAUGCAAACAUUCCUAUACCAAGUUUGUAACCUAUAGGUCUAAGAAGCACUAGCAAUAUUUGACUGUAACUGUUUGCUAGUCAAUAACUUCUUGGCCUAACCCCAGCCAAAGAUGACAGCAGAACAAUAUAAUUCACACUGUGAUUUAUCUUUUUGCUGAGGGGGAAAAAUGUAAAAUGUUCUGAAAAUUCACUGCUGCCUUUGUGGAAAGUGUUUCAGCAAAGGUUCUUGUAUAGAGGGAGUAGGGAAUUUCAAAAUAAAAAAUUAAGUAUGUUC
Messenger RNA from Gracilinanus agilis (Agile Gracile Mouse Opossum), 5767 nucleotides. It is a transcript of the gene UBR5, whose product is annotated as ubiquitin protein ligase E3 component n-recognin 5. Bases 1 to 5370 code for a protein of 1789 amino acids. Gene Ontology annotation, molecular function: RNA binding; ubiquitin-protein transferase activity; ubiquitin binding. The record is from RefSeq and is a predicted model, not a curated record. Lineage: Eukaryota; Metazoa; Chordata; Mammalia; Didelphimorphia; Didelphidae. Gene Ontology annotation, biological process: DNA damage response; regulation of double-strand break repair; protein polyubiquitination. The transcript is spliced from 40 exons. Gene Ontology annotation, cellular component: nucleus.